AUGCAGGUCGUACAGGACAAGGACGAGUCAUUGCAGGAAUACUUAGCUAGGUUCAGUCGGGCAACUCUCGGCAUAAGAGACCUGCAAAUGUCUGCAGUGGUUACCACCUUGAUGAAUGGAACGCGAAACUGGGCCUUUAAGAUGUCACUCUCCAAGAACCCCCCAGAAUCGAUGCAUGACCUAUUGAAGAACGGAGACAAGUAUGUCGAUGUGGAGGAAGCAGAGAAGAUAACUAAAAAUCUCAGGGAUGGAAGGGAGGCAGAAGUUCAUAAGCGAAAAACAUAUGACGAGCAAAAGCACACUGAUAAGAACAAGCCGAAGAAUGAACGCAUGAACAAGGGUUAUGCCCAAGACCGGCCGGUCAGGCAGAAGCGAGAGGAGGUCAAGACACCCACCCCUUUGAACAUUCCACGUACAAAGUUAUUGAUGGAAAUACAGCACAUGAAAGAGCUCAAAUGGCCUAAACCGAUGCUAACUCCUUCCGGCAAGAGAAAUCAGAGUAAGUACUGCCAUUUUCACAGAGAUCACGGGCAUGAUACCGAAGAAUGCCUACAAUUAAAGGAAGAAAUUGAGCGCCUGCUAAGACGGGGACUAUUGGCUAGGUAUGUGAAAAAUGACAAGGGCAAGCAAAGGCUCAAAGGUCUACCCCCACCGAGAACAGGAGUGAUAAACAUGAUCAUCGGAGGAAUAGCAUCAGGCGGCGACUCAAAUUCGGCUAGAAAAAGCUAUGCGCGUUCCGCAGGGGUCUGCUGUAUUCAGAAAAAAGCAAGAUUCAACCAGAGCAUUACUUUCAAUGAAGGGGACUUGAUUGGUGUGACGCACCCCCAUGAUGAUGCCUUAGUAAUAGUAGGCGAUAUAGCGGAUUUUGACGUGAAAAGGGUGUUAGUCGACGGAGGAAGUGCGGCAAAUUUCCUCACCUGGGAUGCCUUCAUGGGUCUAAAAGUUCCCCAAGAGAAGUUGAAGAUGGUGACUACCCCCUACAAGGCUUUGGAGGGGCAACAGUGA
Olea europaea var. sylvestris is the source of this 1005-nucleotide messenger RNA. RefSeq lists its product as uncharacterized. Bases 1 to 1005 code for a protein of 334 amino acids. The transcript has a single exon. The record is from RefSeq and is a predicted model, not a curated record. NCBI's taxonomy places the organism in Eukaryota, Viridiplantae, Streptophyta, Magnoliopsida, Lamiales, Oleaceae.